Molecule: messenger RNA, 3663 nt
Organism: Liolophura sinensis
Lineage: Eukaryota; Metazoa; Mollusca; Polyplacophora; Chitonida; Chitonidae
Product: TNFAIP3-interacting protein 2-like
Exons: 8
Coding region: 218-1936 (572 amino acids)
Biological process (GO): mitotic cytokinesis; regulation of phosphatidylinositol 3-kinase/protein kinase B signal transduction
Source: RefSeq, a predicted model, not a curated record
GGAGUUUUCUAGAGCUUUUGCUUUUGAUAGCGAUACAUUACCUAACAUCUAGAAUUCAGAACAAAAGCCAACUUACGUAAGCUAGAACUGUAGAAACUUGAAGAUUUUCUAAUUCGAUAGACAGUCAGUGUUGGUCUGGGUAACAUUGGUUCGUUGUUGUUGUUCGGUUGGAUUUGGAAUCAAUUUCAAUGUUUUUCUGGUAAUUGAGUAUCAAGACAUGGAUUCAAAUAAACUGGCAGAAACUGAAGAGUUUGCUAACUUUGAGAAACUGAAAAUUCAGCACUUGGAAAUGGAACAACACUUGCAUAAGGAGAAGGCACAUAUCAUGGAAACAGUUACGAAUGAGCCACGUAAAGAUAUUCAAUCGCAGAAAAGGAGGAAAGACGGUAUGGACACAAUAGCAAAGCUGCUUCAGGAAACCCAGCAAGACUUAAUCUUGGCUCGAAAGAAAAACAAAGCUUUGGAACUUUCUGUGCGGUUCUUGCAGAACAAGCUGACACAGUCUGGGAUGAAUCCUAAUGUAGAACUCGAAGAUGAGGAGGUGUUUAUUCCAGGGCCUUCCAAAGAGAUCAUGGACAAUUUAGUUAGGGAGAAUUCCAGACUUUUAUCAAUUACAAAGAACCUUGGCAAUCCUGAGGAGGUUCAUCUGCUUAGACAGCAACUUCAAAAUGAACAAGAAUCAGUGGAAAACUUGAGGACUGAACUAAAGGAGAGACUCAGCUUGAGUGAUAAAAUGUUGAAAGAAUUAGAAACACAGAAAGAUCAGAUUAUUACUGAAUUACGAAUGAAAGUUGAUCGCCUUUCAGAGAAGAACAAAAGUCAGGAACGUUUACAAGAAUUGUUAAAUGAGGAAUCAGCAAAUCUCCGGAAGCAGCUUAGUGCUGUCGCACAUACGUGCCAGCAGAUGGCCCAGAAGAUGGAGAUGGUGAAAGGUGAAAGUGAAGCCACCAUUAGCCCAAGGACGACUCCAUCAGUGGGGUUCCAGCUUUAUGGUCAAGAUCAGUCAGAACUGACACGACUUAAAGAGGAAAACACAAAGUUUCAAGCAACAGUUACAGAAUUACACGAAAUGAACCAACGGUGGAAAAUUUAUAAUGAUCAGCGAGAAGAGUAUGUGCACAAAUUACAAAUACAGCUCCAGGUGGCGAAAGGUAGUCCAGUGGAAGAGGAAAUAAAAAAGAAAUAUGAGGGUCUCCUGAUAGCAUCUCGUCAGCAGUUAGAAAGCACAACGGCUGAAAAGGCUCAGUUGCAAUCACAGGUUAACCAAUUAGGCGAAAACAUGAAAACGAUAGAAGAAGCAUUCAGCGUGCAAGGAGAAGAGUUAAGGAGGGUGACACAACAGUUACAGCACUUCCAAACCUAUGGGACACCGUCAGGCCAUGAUGUCGAGGCCUUGAAGGCUCAGAUACAGAUUUGCACUGAAGACUUUGAGUCGGAGAGGAAGGACCGAGAAAAAGCCCAGGACAAGCUGUCUCAGGCUGAACAGGACAAUCAAAACCUCAGACGACAGAUUAACCACCUGCGGAAGGAGCUACAACAUUAUGCUGCCUCAGUGAACUCCACCCCAAGACCUCAGUUCCAGUCCAUGAAUAUCCAGCCGACUGCGAACAAACCACCUAUGUUCGGCCGGGAUCCCAUGACCAUGUACAAUAUCGAACCCGAGGUGCGCCUUAAUGCCCGAGGCGGACAGUCCAGACAGCAGCGCGAUGGUGGCCUCGUGGGAGAGGAUCUUGUUGACCAUCCUCAGAUGGUUAUGGAGGACGGAGCAUCGUCGGCUGCUUUGGUCAGUCGUGGGAGCAAGAAGACACCUUCAAACACACCACCACCACGGAAGCUAAUAGACGAAAUCGGCCUACUACAGUGUCCAAAAUGCCGCAAGGAAUACGAGGCACACCAGCAUAAUGAAUUGUUGGAACAUAUUGAAAUCUGCUGCUAACACUGUUGAUUAAUUCGUUUCAUGGAAUUAAAGUGCCAAGAAGAGUCCAGGCAUCCCAAGUCUUCCAAAAAUUAUAUAUAUAAAUAUAUAGGACAAUCGUAAUAACAUAUUUGCGGCAGGUGAUACCAAGUGAAGGGAGUACAUUUCAUUAUGUGAUUCAAUCUUUCUACCAUCUAACCCGGAACAGCAAUAAUGACUACCUCUACACCCAGCAAGUAGGCUUAGUAUAAACAUGUAUAGGCUGUAAGUGUACCCAUGACUGUCCGCAGUUGUCUACAGGAUGUUAAAUGUCAGCUCGGCAAUUACAGGCCAUUUUAAUCUAAAGGUCACAUUUUGAAGAUGGUCAUUCUUCAGUGACUGGUCUUUGACGGACGAUCUUUAGUUCAUUAAUUGCACCACACUGACUAUGGUCUGAAUCUUUAGAAUACUCGUUUGAUAGAUUCACUUUUGCUCACUUUUUCUACCAGGAGGCCAUGGGCGCUCUUUGUUUCGUACUUUCGAUUUUCGUUUGUGUAAUGAAGUCUUAAAAAGUCCUGUGUGAAAGGGUGGUCAUUUACAGCUGGAAGAUACGUCCAUAGGUAUUUGUUUGUUGUGUCCACGACUAGACUGCAAGUGAGUCCUCGAAAGCGCAAGGCUUUGUACAUGAUUUGACAUUUGUAUUCACUACUAACAUCUCAGAAGGGGCUCAGAUGAGAAGGACAGGAAUUAGUGACGUCAUGCCGGUAGCCUUGCAAAAAACAACCUCCUAAUACUAAAAGGAUUGUUCUUAAGACUAGAGGAUAAACAUUUCCAACGGUCAUGUCGAAUAUUUAGUAUAUAAAUAUAUAUUUAUAGAUAUAUCAAAUUUGAGUGACCAAUGAGCGGGUAUGAGUUCCAACAUAUUGACGCAGGUCAUGCAUGAUAGCUAGUGAAGUUGUGACCGCAUAUAAGAGUCGAAUGUUUUCAUUUUUUUUCAUUUCUGGUCAUCUAUAGAAUUAAUGUUGUUAGGUACCAUUAUUGACCCUGCUUUCACUGGUUGUACAUUUUAUUCUUAAAAUGAACAGAUUUUUACUGUAUCCUACAAAUGACAUAAGAAAAACCAACAAAGAAAUAUUACUUAAGAAAAGCGGAAACGUCAGUAUACAUACCAAGAAAUGAAAAGAAGAACAAAAAAAAAAAAACAAAAACAAACAAAUCGCCAGUAUUUGAGUUACUGCAACGUGAAUUCAUUUUAUCAUAUCAUAUAUAUCAUAUAUAUAAAUGUGAUUAAAUACUCGUGAGAUGUCAUCUAAAAACCACUGCGUCAUGAAAACCUUUGACCUAAAACAACAACUCCGAUUUUGGUAUGCUUCCCCCCUAAAGAUCUCAUUAAUAAUUAUUCGCUGAAAUUGUUACUUACUUGAUUAACUGAAUAUUCAUUUUUGUGUAGUGUGGGAAUUUUUGUUAAGAGAAGUCCAGAGUUUCAUGUAUAUACAGUAUACUUUUAAAAAUCUAGCAAAUCUGGAGAGUACAAAACGCAUUGGUCACCUGCAAUGCCUACAUUUUAUUGUUUACUGUAUUUUGUACGGCUGUAUAGUUAACCUUAAAUUUGUGAGGUUUGAUGUGGCAAGAAAUUAUCUUGAUGCCUGUUGAGCAGUGCUCUUAGAUUAAUGCAUCCGAAACCGAAAGCAGGCGCCUUUUGUGUAUUCUUUUUAUGUUGCAUAUAUUUUGUAUAGUCCAAGGUGUAAAACCAAGUACAGUCCUAAUUC